Pochonia chlamydosporia 170 is the source of this 1725-nucleotide messenger RNA. RefSeq names its product histidine acid phosphatase. NCBI's taxonomy places the organism in Eukaryota, Fungi, Ascomycota, Sordariomycetes, Hypocreales, Clavicipitaceae. The coding region runs from base 1 to 1725 and encodes 574 amino acids. The record is from RefSeq and is a predicted model, not a curated record. Gene Ontology annotation, molecular function: phosphatase activity. Gene Ontology annotation, biological process: dephosphorylation. The transcript has 2 exons.
AUGAUUUCAAGCUCAAGCUUUGUGGCCGUGAGUGGCCUGCUGGCUUGUAUCGCAGCGCAAACUUCAAAUCCGACUGUCCGAGCAGCGGUAGUCUUUAUCAAUCAUGGCGAGACUACGCCUACCGUUAUCGGCGAUCAUGUUGUCCUGACACCGAACGGAGCUCAGCAAAUGCAGCGGCUUGGAGCUGCAUUUCGCAGUCGAUAUCUAGGCGGCACCGCGAGUGACACAACCUCAAACAGCUCGAGUACAGCACCGAUACAAAGUAUAUCAACAGACAGUAUUGAUAAUACCCAGAUCGCCAUCAUGGCCGGAACGCAAGAGUGGUCGACUAAUAGUGCUACCGCGUUCAUGCAAGGUCUUUAUCCUCCCAGGAGCAACAGCAGCAACCUGGGCCACAACUAUGUGUUAAAUUCCAACACGACAGACUACCCACUAAACGGGUAUCAAUAUGCCCAAAUUAUUACAUAUCCUGAGUCGGAUAGUAACUCUGUUGCCAUUCAAGGCGACGAAGCGUGCACGGCAUGGCAAACGCAGAUGACCCAAAAUCUAUCCAAAAGCCCUGAAAUGACCAAGAAAGUGAACGACGAGGAUUACUUCUACACCAAGUUGUUUUCUAGCGAUCCUCUCCAAGGCAGCUUGCCAAGUGACGAAGCAUCAUACGUCAAUGCGAAAGAAAUAUACGAUUUUGUCAAUUAUGAGUAUGCCUACAACGAGACGGUUAACAAGGGUUUGCAGGAUGCCAAUGACACACUUUCCACUCUGCAAAAUAAUGCCUUUACUCUGGAGCAAGCAAAGACCAGCUACGGGAACAACACCGACAAGGACGACCGUCUCAAUGUGCUGUAUAGCAUUUCGGGACGUACGUUGGCGAACAAAGUUACGGACCAGUUUAGCACUUUUCUGGCGACCAGCGGAACGAAAGGGAAACUGACUCUCAUGUUUGGGUCUUCCCGGCCCAUGAUGGCCUUCUUUGGAGUUGGGGGUCUCAUGAACCAGCAGAAUCCAGAAGCAAGCGCAAUUUCACAGUUACCAAAGCCAGGGUCUGCUAUUGUGUUCGAAUUAGUAGGCGAUAUUGGCUCGGGUGGCACUGCAGAUAGCCUUCAAGUCAGAUUCUGGUACAAGGCAAGUGCUGAUCUGGGGGACGAGUUUUCGAAGUAUCCCUUGUUCGGGUCUGGUUUCGGCGGCUCUGCCAUGUCGUACAACUCUUUCCUCCAAAAGAUGAAUGACAUUAGCAGAACCCCUACUGAGUGGUGCACGAUUUGCAGUCCAGCCACGACAUCAACCUUUUGUAUGAGCAACCGUACUCUUUCUGAUGACCAAAAGAAUGGUUCGUCUUCAAGCGACGUCAGUCCUGCUGUCGCUGGUGUUUUGGGCGCCCUCCUCAUGGCCGUCCUUAUUGCAUGCGUCAUCGCAGGAUUCAUGGGACUCGGCGGCUGGCGCUUCAGCCGUCACCCACGACAAGAUGGCGGAUCUACUGGAACUGCCGCAGGCGGAUUCAAAGGUAAUGACAGAAAGGCUAGUGACGCGGACAUGACGGUUUCUCAAACAGGGCGGAAUGAGGAACGUGUGGGAAGCUGGGAGCUUCGCGACGGCAGAAAGGAGACAAGCAUCGGCCCAUUGGGCGCAGGCAUCGUGACGAGCGAGUUCGCUCACAGGGCGAGGACGAUGGAUGAGGAUGGAGUGAGUGUUACUGGCGAUCCGGUAAACGUGAGGGAGAGUGUGUGA